CGCAUCGAGACGAAGCCUUCCAUAGAUUAUUCUCCCCAAAGUCUCUCCCUGCCUCUCCUCCCAUCCCCGCCUCGCGAUCGAACCCUCGCCCGCUUGCUUGCUUCCCUGCCUCCGCCUCCGCGCCCUCCCUCUCCCCCCGCUCCUCAUCUCGCGAUUGGCGAAUUCUAGGGUUUCGCUACGGCCACCCGGAUCCAGCUCGGCUCGGCGAGCGCCUCUAAAGCUUCGGAUCGCGCGACCGCGCUCCGCUCACUCGCUGUCCCGCUCUGCGCCGCCGCCGCCAGCGCCACGACAACGGCCAGCUGCUGUGCCUGGGGUUGGAGCCUCCGCCGCCUCUCUGUUGACCACCGUUUGUUGCUUCUGAGUGUAGCUGUUUGAAUCUGGAAGCUCAUUGUGGGUGGUUUGCGGCUGGCUAGCUGUUGCACACUAGUUUGAGGAUCUCAGAAGUGCAGGAGAUCCGGGGUGCUUUUUUACUGCAUAUUUUCUGUUUCCAUUCUAUAUUGGAACAACUUUUUGGGAUAUGGUCUGAAGUCUGGUAUCAGCACAUGAUGUGCAAACCUGAGCUCUAAAUCUGCUUGGCUUGUGAGAUCGUGACAGUGCGGAUAUUGGCAGAAUUGUCACUGUACAAGAUGUUUUGGCACGUGCCUGGACUCUCCGCUGCAUCACCUGUAGAUACUAUUUUGGACAAGGAAAAUUUUAAGUUGGAGGAUCUUCUUGAUGAGGAUGAAAUAAUCCAGGAGUGCAAAGCACUAAAUACUCGCCUAAUCAAUUUUCUGCGGGACAAAGUUCAAGUGGAGCAACUGCUUCGUUACAUUGUGGAGGAGGCAUCUGAAGAUGCAGAAAAGAAAAGGAUAUUUAGAUUUCCAUUCAUAGCUUGUGAAAUAUUCACAUGUGAAGUGGAUGUCAUCAUGAAGACAUUAGUGGAGGAUGAAGAUCUUAUGAAUUUACUGUUCUCUUUCCUUAAACCUGACCACCCUCAUGGGACAUUAUCAGCGGGUUACUUUGCCAAGGUAGUGAUUUGCUUGAUGAUGAGGAAGACACUCCCACUAGUUAGUUACGUGCAGGGUCAUCCUGAAAUAGUUAGCCAACUUGUUGAUCUUAUUGGGAUUACUUCUAUCAUGGAGGUCUUGAUUCGCUUAAUAGGUGCUGAUGAAACUAUGUAUUCAAGUUAUGCGGAUUCUAUGCAAUGGUUAGAUGACAUAAAAGUCCUUGAGAUGAUUGUUGACAAGUUCAGCACAUCAGAUUGUCCUGAGGUUCAUGCAAAUGCCGCUGAAAUUCUCUGUGCAGUAACAAGAUACGCCCCUCCAGCGCUUGCUGCAAAGAUUUCCAGUCCAAGCUUUGUGGGGAGAUUAUUUCAACAUGCUUUUGAAGAUUCAAGGCCUAAAUCGGUGCUGGUCCACUCAUUGUCAGUGUGUAUAUCUUUGUUAGAUCCUAAGAGACUUGUAUCGGCUUCCUACCAGGCUUUUCGUAGUCAGCUGAGCCAUGGAACACUGGUUACCGCAAGUCCAGAAACAGUAAAUGGGAUGCUGGACAGCCUAGGUGACUUGUUGAAGCUGCUGGAUGUUUCGUCUGCUGAAAAUGUUCUGCCAACAACUUAUGGAAGCUUACAACCUCCUCUUGGGAAACAUCGCUUGAAGAUUGUCGAGUUCAUCUCUGUUUUACUGUCAAUUGGUAGUGAGGCUGCUGAAACACGACUGAUCCAUCUAGGAGCAAUCAAGAGUGCUAUAGAUCUAUUUUUUGAGUACCCAUUUAACAACUUUUUGCAUCACCAUGUGGAGAACAUCAUCGGGUCCUGUCUGGAGAGUAAGCAGGAUCGACUGAUUGGCCAUGUCCUUGAUGUGUGUAACCUUGUUACAAGAAUUCUGGAAGCAGAGAAGAACUCUGCUCUGUCAACAAAUUUAACGAAGCAUACAUUAUCUGCAGAGGGAAGAUCUCCACCGAGGAUAGGAAUUGUUGGUCAUAUGACACGCAUAGCUAACAAACUCCUUCAGCUGGCCAAUACCAACACCAUGGUCCAGUCACAUUUGCAGCAAAAUUCUGAUUGGAUCGAGUGGCAUGCCAGUAUCCUAACAAAGCGUAAUGUAUUAGAAAAUGUUUACCAGUGGGCUUGUGGUCGACCGACAUCACUGCAGGAUCGUGGUAGGGACAGUGAUGAUGAAGACUUCCGAGAUAGGGACUAUGAUGUGGCGGCACUUGCUAGUAAUUUAAGCCAGGCAUUUAAAUAUGGUAUUUACAGUAAUGAGGAUAUUGAUGAGACUCAAGCAUCACUUGAGCGGGAUGAUGAGGAUGUAUAUUUUGAUGAUGAAUCUGCGGAGGUUGUAAUAUCCUCUCUUCGCCUUGGAGACGAACAAGACAGUAGCUCGCUCUUUACAAAUUCCAAUUGGUUUGCGUUUGAUGAGGACAAAGCAUUGAAUGAUGUUUCAGUUAGCUCAGAAGCUUCCCCAUCCCCAAAUUCUGACAUAUCCGCACCCAAACUGGAUGAUGGGAAUGAUGAAGUAAUUCUUGGUGAAGUUAUAGAUGACACAAAAGGCUCUGAACCAUCUUUACCAGAUACAAAAGUUUCUGAGCCACCUUUACCAGUCUCCAACAAGGACACAAAUAAAGAGUCUGGCCAGACAGUCCUUGCAAAUGGUACCAUCAACAAGUUGGAAGACGACAUCAGACCACCAACUCCUGAUGUAAAAGAGAGUCAACCUGAGUGUGUUGAAUGGAGGGAGGAAGAAGCUGAACCUGGUGGUGUUGCUGAGAAUGAUACCACAGCUCCUGUUUUUGGGCUUGAAAAUGAGAAGCAGCUGGAUUCAAUGAAUGGUGUCGUGUGUGAGGCCAAAUUAGGAGAGGAAAAGGUGGGUGAUAAUGUCAUGCCUUGUGAGGCCAAAUUAGGAGUGGAAAACGAGAGGGCUAUUUCGUCUGAACCUUCAGCGCCUGAUGCCACAGCAGAAGCAGCAGUACCAGUUUCAUCUGAUGUUGAUUCAAUGAAGCAUCUUGAACCAGUUUGUGACAGCACAUGAUGGUGGAUGGCAUAUAAUGAUGGUUGAUGGAUAUGCAGGCAGGAUUAGGAACUGGUCAACGAUCAUAUGUGGAUUUUUUAUUCUACACAAUUUGCCUAGGGUGGUCCCCGACAUGCGAUAGAGCCUCAAAGAUUCAACUGUUUGAUGGAGCUGCUUAUGUUUGAUCUGCAACAUAAUUUGUUGGAGGUUCGUUGCUGUGUGUGCCUGUGUAAAUGCUGGCAGUCUGUGGGCUACAUACGAGGCACAAAAUUCUUAAAGUAGUCAGCCUUUUUCUUUCUCGAACGCAUAGUAAGGUUCUGUUUGUGUCACCCUGGUAAAUAAUUGAUAGGUGAAUAGGUUAUCUGGUCCGGAUGCGUGUCCUGUACUAUAGUUGGUGCUAUUUGUACGAAAAUUUUGACUCGAAUGCAGUCAGUUGAUUGUUGUCAUAUUCAGAAUUUGUUCGAAA
This is a messenger RNA of Panicum virgatum (switchgrass), 3450 nucleotides long. RefSeq names its product serine/threonine-protein phosphatase 6 regulatory subunit 3-like. The record is from RefSeq and is a predicted model, not a curated record. The transcript has 21 exons. Gene Ontology annotation, molecular function: protein phosphatase regulator activity; protein phosphatase binding. NCBI's taxonomy places the organism in Eukaryota, Viridiplantae, Streptophyta, Magnoliopsida, Poales, Poaceae. The coding region runs from base 627 to 3005 and encodes 792 amino acids.